Molecule: messenger RNA, 4550 nt
Organism: Eriocheir sinensis (Chinese mitten crab)
Lineage: Eukaryota; Metazoa; Arthropoda; Malacostraca; Decapoda; Varunidae
Gene: Dhod
Product: dihydroorotate dehydrogenase (quinone), mitochondrial-like
Exons: 8
Coding region: 943-1872 (309 amino acids)
Biological process (GO): 'de novo' pyrimidine nucleobase biosynthetic process; UMP biosynthetic process
Cellular component (GO): mitochondrial inner membrane; cytoplasm
Molecular function (GO): dihydroorotate dehydrogenase activity
Source: RefSeq, a predicted model, not a curated record
ACACACACACACACACACACACACACAUAUAUAUACAUAUACACACACACACAUGCAUAUAUACACGCGCGUGAGCGUGCAAAAGUUUCUCAUGUUUUCCAUCCAGGAUGGAAAUUUUUUUUUAAUCUCAUAUACUUCCCAACUGUUUCGUGGGACCGCCCACACCAGGAAAGGUUGUAUGGAAACUCAGCUCUGACUUUUCGAAGGUGUUAAUGAGGCUCGUAAAAGGAUCUCCGCCUGUCAGAUUAUAGCAGCAGGCUGAUGGGAGCUGGAAUGGCUUUUCUGUGCCUGGUAUCGAUUUGUGGUAUUUUGGGAGCCACUGUUCGUAAUAGUUCUUCAAAAUCAGUGGUUGACCUUCCAAGAAAAUUAUUAAUUAAUUAAACCCUGCUCCAUUAACUCUCAGCUCUGCCAAAGUAAGUCAUUCUGUAAUGCUCAACUUUCUAUAAACUACCUCACCCAUAUGCGUUUCCUUGUCUUCUUGCUCUCCAGUGAGUACAAUAAUAAAUAAAACACAGAGGCCAUUGCAGCAGUCUCCACACACACCGACAUCCUGAGAACAACCCUGAAGUGUGGACUGGAAACUUUAUUUCCCGAGGGUAUUCAAAUGUAUCCCAGUGGUUUACUGAAACACUUGGAAAACGUCUGGGAUACAUUGUUGUCAUACUAAGAUUCCUGGUGUGGACGCGCCUUUAGUGACAUACAAGGGAGAGACAUACAAUGCACUGGACACAACAUUUGUCAAGACUUGGAAAAGAAUAGUCAUGCAAAUUAAAGUUCUGAAAAAAUGUGGGCAAAGGAUAUUGAUGCAUAAAUAUAAUAUCCUUUUUUGUCAGUGUUUUAUUGUCAUUACAAAGGCUUAGACUUUGAAAAAGGUGUGGAGAGCUUCUUCAGCUGCAGCAGUUCCUGGUAUAGGAGAACAAUAAUGAGUGUCAUCUAUUCAACAUGAAUUUCAAGACGCCUAUUGGGCUGGCUGCAGGGUUCGAUAAGCAUGGAGAGGCUGUGGAAGGACUAUGGAAGAUGGGCUUUGGCUUUGUAGAAGUGGGCUCUGUGACACCUGAACCUCAGCCUGGUAACCCACAACCCAGAGUAUUCCGCCUUAACUCAGAUUCUGCUAUCAUCAACAGAUAUGGCUUUAACAGUGAGGGCCAUGAAGCAGUGCUGUCACGCCUGAGGCAGCUGCCACCCCCAGGCCAGAGAGGAGGGGCUAUCCUGGGAGUCAACCUUGGCAAAAAUAAAACCUCAGAUGAUCAUGUGAAGGACUACACUCUUGGGGUCUACAGGUUUGGUCCUGUGGCAGACUAUCUGGUGGUGAAUGUGUCCAGCCCAAAUACCCCAGGACUAAGGAGCCUACAAAGUCGGGAUCAACUGGAGAAGUUGAUUGAAGCUGUGGCUGAAGCUCGGGACAACCUUCCAGGCCAACACAAGCCUCCACUGCUCCUCAAAAUUGCUCCAGAUCUCACUGUUGCUGAUAUGCAAGAUAUAGCUGCUAUUGCUCUGCAGGGGAAAGUUGAUGGGCUGAUCGUGACCAACACAACUGUAACACGUCCUUCUUCCCUGACUAGCCCAGAGUGUGGGGAGGUUGGUGGCCUGAGUGGUCAGCCCCUCAAGGCCCUUUCCACACACAUGAUCAAGCAAAUUUACUUCCUCACACAAGGUAAAGUGCCUAUCAUUGGGGUUGGAGGAAUUGCCAGUGGCCGUGAUGCGUAUGAGAAGAUUCGAGCUGGAGCAAGCUUGGUUCAGCUGUACACUGGCUUAGUCUACCAUGGCCCAUCAUUGAUCACCAAGAUCACUGAUGAGCUGGAGCAACUUUUAAGACAAGAUGGCUUCAUCUCUUUAAGAGAAGCAGUUGGUGCUGAUAUUUCUACAAAAUAAGGAUUAUGGGUUUCCUAGCACUGACUGUCAUCAAAACUCAUUUCAGGAAGGAGAGUUAUGGAUGACAAGCCAUACAGCAACCAAGACCACAUGGAACCCAUGGAUCAUAGUCAUACCUCCAGGUUUAAGUGCUCCCCUGCCUUUCCACCCCUCAACUUCACUACAACCUCUCUGACCUCAUCAAGAGAGGGUGGGGUUUUGUCAGUUUGUUGAAUCAGCAUCCACUAUCUGUAACCUAGCAGUUAGAAACUGCUUAAUUGGAGAGUUCAUCAUGCACAGCUGGUCAAAGGAGGAUAAUAUGUUUGUAGUAAAUGCAGUGGUAGAAAGAAUGAAGAGAAUGGGUGGGCAGGUAUAUCUCACUUUCCUCAACAUAGAAAAAAAUGUAUGAUGGGGUAAAUAGGGGGUUGUUGAGUCAGUUGCUGGCUAGGAUAGGAGUGAGAGGUUAGUUGGGAUUAUAAAUAACAAGUAUGAGAACACAUGUGCAAUUUACAGUCUAGAGGCUAAAGAAAAAGUGGAUAAGUAGUCAUAGAGGGGUUAGGCUUAAGUAUCCUACUUAUUUUUAGUAGGAAACUCAAGGGAGUCAUGUUAUGGAAUAAGGGUGGAGAGUGAACAAUUAGGAAAUCUACUGUAUGCAGAUGACAGUUACCAUGAGUGAGGACAGUGACAUACUGCAACUAAUGAUGAAUGUGGUAACACAGUAUGGGAGGAACUUUGACAUGUAGUUUAGUAACUAAAAAGAAGUCAUGUUUUAGUAGUAAAUGCAAAGGCUAUAUAUGAAGGAAGGACCUGGGUGCUAGGAGAGAUAAGCAUAAGCCGUACAAAUACCUAGGAAUUAUAGUUGCCAAGAAUGGGGAAGGUAGAACAAAGAACAGAAUUUCUAAGUCAAAUCAGUGGGUAGGAAAGUUAGGGGGUGUGGCUAGGUGCACAGCAGAUAUGAAGCCUUUUGCGUUAGAAGGACCACUCUCACCACAAAGGCCAAAAUCAAGAUAGAGUAAGGCAGUCCAUUAAGGUCUUAACCUUUCCUAUACGGCGACGCUGACGUCGAAGCCUAUGUUGGCGUCUUUAUUACAUUGACAUAUUUAGUUUUAGUUGGUGCCAAGUGAUCCCGUAUUCUGUUCUGACUCUACCUAGAGACUCUGUAUAUGAUACGGUGUCUUAUUUGACUUUCAAUGUUAUUACAGUGUAAUAACGUAAGUAUGUCUUACGCGCAUUUGUACUUGACCGUAACAAUCAAUUCUAACAGAAAAUAACAAAAAUAAUGAGAAAGAAAUGAUAUAUGUGUAUGUGUGGAGUUGUUAAGUUCCUCUUCCUUUGAGUUGCCAAGUGGCUGGGUAGUGAGUGCUUAUCUCAACACCACCCUUGGCUCAAGGACGCGGCCUCCCCUCACUGCCCCUCCCCCCGCUGUCUCUGUUCUCUUUCAUUCUUUCUUCCUUCCUUCUACCUCCCCCCUCCAGUGUGAGAGAGAGAGAGAGAGAGAUGCAUGCUCUCCCUCUCCCUUCGUAUCCCAGUGUGUGUGUGUGUGUGUGUGAGAGAGAGAGAGAUGCAUGCUCUCCCUCUCCCUUCAUAUCCCAGUAUCCCUUCAUGUGUGUGUGUGUGUGUGUGUGUGUGUGUGUGUGAGAGAGAGGGAGGAGGGGGGGGGGGGGGAGGCACCUCUUCAACAAGUUUCAACUUGCUGUUCCUCGACCCUUCCUUUCCUUUCUAACCAUCUAUAUUAUAAUCUGUGUGUGUGAGACAGAGAGAGAGAGGCGCCUCUUCAACAAGUUUCAACUUGCUGUUCCUCGACUCUUCCCUUCCUUUCUAACCAUCUAAUCUGUGUGUGUGUGUGUGAGAGAGAGAGAGAGGGAGAGAGAGAUGCUAAUCUCGCAAAUUUCUCUGUAUAUUUAUGCUUACAUCUCAAAAUUAUCAAAUAAUUUAUGUUUCUCUAUGUGCACCAUUUAAUUUUGCAUUUUUUAUAUAUAAUACAUGAUGAUUAUGUUGAAAUUAUGGCUGAAAACUUGUUAUAAUCAGAAGCGACAUUUGAAAUUUGGCGCGGGCAGCCAGCCUGGUUACGGGGUGGGGCGCCGUUUUCGCCCGGUUGUAGUGAAGGGGUUAACAUUGCCUUGGAGUGGAUGAGUGUCCCUUCAAGCAUUGUAGGUAGGGUCGAAAAUCCAUUACAGGAGAAGUCUGGUCAACAAUCAAUGCAGGUAUAAUAUGUUGCUGAAAGCAAUAUUUUGCAUUAAAAGGGCUGCCCAUCCAUGAGGGAUGCAUAACCUUUGUGAUGCAAAAAUUGUCACUGGACAAAUUCUGAUUUAGAAUGGCAGCUCAAUCAGUGCAGGGAAGGCUUUAACCAAUCCGAGUGGUUCCCUCACGUCAUGUGACUGCUCUCAGGCAAUGGAAGGGCGGUGGAGGCCAGCCAUGUUCGUCUUUUGUUUGGGCUGUCUUGGUGCACAAGCAAAGGAUACUCCUAACUAGUGGCGGGCUGGUACGAUUUUAGGCUAUUGAGCGGCCCUUAUGCCAUCGCACACUUUCCCUACCAUUUUCUCACUUUAUAUUAUUGUUACUAAUGUUAAUUUCAUGUUUUUGUGUUUCAUCAAUUAUGAAACAUUAUCACAUGCAGUAUUUACUAAAAGCACACUCAAAAUUCAGUGUAACUCCUGAAAUCAUCACAGGUUGCAAUAAAACAAAAAUUCUGUACUAAG